Messenger RNA from Aspergillus wentii DTO 134E9, 1464 nucleotides. Its product is annotated as MFS transporter. The transcript is spliced from 2 exons. The record is from RefSeq and is a predicted model, not a curated record. Bases 1 to 1464 code for a protein of 487 amino acids. Gene Ontology annotation, molecular function: transmembrane transporter activity. NCBI's taxonomy places the organism in Eukaryota, Fungi, Ascomycota, Eurotiomycetes, Eurotiales, Aspergillaceae. Gene Ontology annotation, biological process: transmembrane transport.
AUGGUGAAACCUCAAGAUGAAGAAAAAGCCGUGCGACAAGUAGCUCCGGAAUCGUCGGACCAGCAUGUCGUCGGCUGGGAGGACAACGAUCCGGAAAACCCGCAUAAUUUCUCCACCGCGUAUAAAUGUUGGAUUACUUUUCAGUUGGGGAUGCUGGCUUUGAGUGCCAGUCUGGGGUCGAGUAUUAUCUCGCCUGCUCAGACACCAUUGAAGCAAUACCUUCAUAUUGGUUCUGAAGUCAGUAUUCUCCCGGUUUCUCUCUACAUUCUUGGCUUCGCAUUUGGUCCUCUAUGCUGGGCCCCUAUCUCCGAACUCUGGGGCCGUCGCUGGUCGAUGCUCCCAGCAGUGUUCAUGCUGGGUCUAUUCAGUAUCGGCACAGCAACUAGCAAGAAUACCGCCUCUGUUCUCAUCACCCGCUAUUUUGCAGGGCUUUUUGGCUCUGCUCCUGUGAGCAAUGUGUCAGCUGCACUGGGAGACAUAUUCCAUAUGAAGGCCCGGGGCAUUGCGGGCACAUCCUACGCAAUCUGCGUCGUCGGAGGACCAACCAUGGGGCCCAUCAUCGGAGCAGCGCUGGUUGCAAACCCGCAUCUGGGAUGGCGCUGGACGGAAUACAUGGAGGCGAUCGUCGUCUUCUUUAUUUUUACAGUCACUUUCUUCUGUUUGCCGGAAGUAUAUGGACCCGUGCUGCUUCAUAAGAAAGCAGUUCGUCUGCGUAAGGAUACCGGCAAUAAGAAUCUAUACCAUCCGCAUGAACAUAUUGAAAUCAGCAUCCACAGCGUCAUCACCAAGCAUUUCUCCCGGCCCCUCGUCAUGCUCGUAACCGAACCCAUGGUCACCGUCAUUGCGCUCUACGCCUCCUUCACCUACGCCCUGCUCUAUCUCACCCUCGAAGUAUUCCCCAUCGUUUUCGACGACAUCCGCCAGUGGAAGGGUGUCGUCGCCACCCUCCCCUUCCUCGGCCUCUUCGUCGGCGUCCUCCUAUCUUCCACCUUCAUCAUCCUCGUCGGCCAACCCUACUACCUCAAGAAAUACGAACAAGGAGGCGGUAAGCCCGUCCCCGAAGCACGUCUUAUGCCCAUGGCCGUGGGCGGCUUCCUCUUCGCCACAGGCCUCUUCUGGUUCGGCUGGACCGCCGAACCAUCCUAUUCAUGGGUUCUACCCGUCGUUGCGGCAGGCAUGUUUGGAUGUGGCUUCUGCAUCAUCUUCGGCCAGUGUAUCAAUUUUCUCGUCGAUACGUAUGGGCCCUAUGCGGCGUCUGCUACCGCGUCCAAUACCUUCCUACGUAGUGUGCUCGCUGCUGCCUUUCCGCUUUUCUCGCAGCCAAUGUUCAGGAACCUCGGUGUUGGUCCGGCCAUGUCUAUCUUAGGAGGCAUUGCUGCGGCAGCCAUUCCUGUUCCGUUUUUAUUCAUGAUUUAUGGGGUGCGGUUGAGGAAGAUGUCCAAGUUUGCUCCAUUCAAGGGAUGA